CAACUGUGCUUUAGAGGGGGAUGGGAAGUUAUUACCUGAAGAUGCAGGGCAAGACUAACUGCCAUUAUGGCUCUAAAUACAAGAAGACUCAGUUUUACCAUUGGAGUGAUUUGGGUUUAUUUUGUUUAGAGGUUAACACUGAUAAGUUAGGGUCGAGGAUUCAGGAAAUUGAGGACGACAGGGCAGCCCUUGCUAAAUACAUUCAUUCAUUCAUUAACCAAUAGUGUCACUGUUCGGAUAGUACCAUCCUGGUCUAACACUUGAAGCUCAUUUGCUUUCAUGAGGAGAAAAAAGUUGGAUGCCUCGCUCCAUCUAGUGGUUCCUCUAUGCAAUGAAGUUCAUUUAGGAUAGAUAUAAAAUUACACUGGACAACUGCAUCGAAGAGAAAGCACUUGCUGAGUGAAUAUGGGGGAUAGAGAGAGAGAGAAGGUCACAUAAACCCUGCGUUUAUCCCCGUGUCCAGCUGUGUUCACCUCAUGAACAUGCUCCAUGGCCAGUUCAACAUGGGUCUAUCAUAACGGAAAGGGGUACGAGGACAAAACAAGGGAGGGGUCCUGUCCCAGAAGACCAUAACAAUGCAACAUUGAUCAAACGCAUUGAUUUCCAGCUGUUUCAUUUCGAUCGCUGUCCAUACUGCAGAGUAACAUGUACACGCUCCCCUCAGCCAGGACAGAAGUUUGUGUGUAUGCAGCACAAACCCAACACACAAUCAGCUGUUUCUUUUGGGACACCAGGAUCUCUGCGACUCGAAUGCAUUUCAGACUGCACUAAAGUCACUCGUGGCUCUAUAAAUCACGGAUGGAGCAAUCUGAGACGUGUUGGAGUCGCCUGACCUCUUGAUGUCUGUGUCAGCACAUAUGCAAAUGCUUAUACCGGGGGAUUUGGCAGGAGAGAGGUACUGCGGCAGCUCAGGUGAUGACUGGGGCUUUUAUGUUCGCAACCGGUCUGGAGGCUCAGCAGGCAUGGAGCCUCUCAGCCUGCAGGUGCUGGUGGUUGUAACAUGGAGCUUCCUGGGCUUCCAGUGGCUGUUCUAUAGAGGUAGCCCUUGGGUGUCUCAGCACCUCUCCAAAGGCUUCCUCAGGCUCAGCCCCACACAAAGGACGGAGUGGAACUCCAGGGCCGUCUCAACAGUGCAUGCCCUGAUUGUGGGACUUUUCUGCCUCUACAUAUAUAUCUCUGAUGAACCUAUCCAGAAAGACCCAGUCUGGGGAGAUGCCACACUGGUGAAACUAAAUGUGGCCAUUACCUCAGGCUACCUCAUCUCUGAUCUCCUGCUCAUGUUUACAUCAUGGGAGUCAAUUGGAGAGAAAUACUUUGUCAUUCAUCAUUUUGCUGCUCUCUAUGCAUACUACUAUGUGCUGAGUCAAGGGAUAUUGCCUUACUUCGCUAAUUUCCGUCUGCUCUCAGAAUUCUCCACCCCCUUUGUCAACCAGCGUUGGUUUUUUCACGUGUUGGGCUACCACAAACUUUCCAAACCGAGUUUGGUUAAUGGUGUUGCCAUGGCAUUUGCAUUCUUCUUGGUGAGGAUCGCAGUCAUUCCAGGCUACUACAGCCAUAUGUACUCGGUCUUUGGCACAGAUGACUUCUACAAGUUACCUCUGGGAGGCCGCAGUGCCUGGGUUAUUUCUAGCGUGUCAUUGGAUGUCAUGAACAUCAUGUGGAUGCGCAGAAUCAUCCGUGGAUGUCUCAAAGUCCUUCACUCAGCCUGGUCGAGAAAAGCAGGAACUGAGAUGGAAACUAGAAAGACAGACUGACAUGACAUGGAGAUACAAACAGAAACUUAAUACAUGAGCACACAAACCGUCCAUCUUGUAUCAUGUCCUAUGCUGGAGUGCAUAUGUUUGUAUUAUUUCCUGCUGCCGUGACAGCAGUUUUGAGUUUCAAACCGACAAAUCAAGAGCUUAGAAAGCCAGUCAUUGUAUUAAUGACUUACAUGAUGUCAUCUUCAAAUAUGGACUCAACUGGAGGAAUUAAAUCACAAACGCUCUUUCAGUUUGAAAAAAUCAGGUGAUUAAGUGGCAUGAGUCUGAUCAAAUGUCCAAUCAAUAGUUGUGGUUGCACUAUUUAUUAUAAAGCUGCUAUGAAGAUCAACCAACUUGCCUUUAUCAAUGCAAUCAACAAAGCGACUGCACAUCUGAACUUCCACAAGGACUCACAGUGUUUCUCUGUAGACCACAAUAAACAAUUUUUUGACUACAAUAUGAAUAAGGUUAUAUGUAGAGAGAAAUAUAUGAUAUAUAGUGGAAAUGUGGGUUACAUGUAUAGGUGAAAGUUCCUGGUUUGCAGGAUUUGUACUCGAGAUACCAUGCAUGUUUGCAUAUAAUUAAUGCAUAUAUGGAGAGUAUUAUGUAUGUCUGGAAUGGAAAACAUAUCAGGUGGCACGAUGUUAUAUAAUAUAUGUGUUUCUAUAACGUGAUGCAGCCAUGUACUGUAUAAGCUUUUUGUAGUAGCCUAUGUGGCUUGUCAGUUGGAUUUGGAAUAAUGACAAUUAUGAGAUGUAAGCUUCAAUAAGAUAAGGCUUUUCAGGUUAUUUACUUCACCGUUAGGUAGGCCUAUGCGGUUAAACAUCAACAAUGAUAUGACUUGAAAAAGGUAGGCCUAUAUGAGCUAUUCCAUCUUCUGGAAUGAAUCUCUAGUACAGUAUACUGUGAUGUCAAAAAUGCUUAUGUAAUGGAAUGGAUGUGCGUUUCUGUGGUGUGAGAAUGAAUAAACUGCUCAGUUUUACACUUUA
Molecule: messenger RNA, 2731 nt
Organism: Pimephales promelas (fathead minnow)
Lineage: Eukaryota; Metazoa; Chordata; Actinopteri; Cypriniformes; Leuciscidae
Source: RefSeq, a predicted model, not a curated record